UCUAUCCCCCCUUUACUAUGUGGACACUGUCGGUGUCUAUGGUCUAGACUCUAGACCUAUCUAAACCUCCUGAUUAUGGUAUGGACCCCCUGAUAUGGUCUAGACCCCCUGACUAUUGUCUUGACUCCGUGGUCUAUACUCCGUAGUCCAUACUCCGCUGUCUAGACUCCGCGGUCCCGACUCCGUAGGGGUAGACUCCGUGUUCCAGGUCCUGAUGAGGUCUCACUGUGGUCCCCAGGACUGAGCACCAUGGCAACAUCAGGGGGUCUGUGCUUCAGGGACAUCACCGCCCUGGCCCCGAUGGUGCGGGUCGGCACUCUGCCGAUGAGACUGCUGGCGCUGGACUACGGAGCGGACAUCGUGUACUGUGAGGAGCUGAUCGAUAUCAAGAUGGUGACAUGUGAGCGGGUGUUGAACGAGGAGCUGGACACGGUGGACUUCGUGGCCCCCGAUGAGAGGGUGAUGUUCAGGACCUGUGAGAGAGAGAGAGACCGGGUGGUCUUCCAGAUGGGCACUGCGGACCCGGACCGCGCCCUGGCUGUGGCCCUGCUGGUGGAGAAGGACGUGGCGGCCAUCGACGUCAACAUGGGCUGUCCCAAGGAGUACUCCACCAAGGGAGGGAUGGGAGCUGCUCUCCUCUCAGAUCCUGACAAGAUCGAAGCGAUCCUCACCAAGCUGGUCCAGGGCCUCAGCAAACCCGUCACCUGCAAGAUUAGGAUCCUCCCCUCAAUGGAGGACACUGUGCGUCUGGUCCAGAGGAUCGAGAGGACGGGCGUGGCGGCCAUCGCAGUCCACGGCAGGACGCGGGAGGAGCGGCCCAAGCACCCGCUGCACUGUGACUUCCUGAAGGCGGUGUCCGGGGCCGUGGGCGUGCCCGUCAUCGCCAACGGCGGCUCCCUGGACAUGGUGAAGUCGUUCGAGGAUGUGGCGGCGUUCCGCAGCGCCACGGGGGCGGCGGCCGUGAUGCUGGCCCGCGCUGCCAUGUGGAACCCCUCUGUGUUCCGGCGCCAGGGGCUGCUUCCUGUCCAGACCGUCAUGGAGGACUACCUGAAAUACGCGGUGCGGUACGACAACCACGCCUUCAACACAAAGUACUGCCUGUGUCAGAUGCUCCGGGACAAGGUGGAGUCAGAGAUGGGGAAGCGGGUCAAGACCGCCCAGACCCUCUCCGACAUCUGUGCAGCCUAUGGGAUGCAGGCGUACUACGAGGAGGUGCAGGUGCUGCUGCGGUCCAGAAGGGGGCUGCAUCCCCCCGAGACCCCCGUCACCCUAGGGGGCGUCACCACCAUGGCCCUGCGAUUUCACCGGAGAGACUACCCUCCUGAGAUCACCCCCAAGAUGUUCCUGCUGGAGUGGUGUCGUAAGGAGAAGCUGGAGCAGCCCCAUUACCACACGGUUGAUCGCCCCCAGGACAGACUCUUCCUGUCAACCGUUACCGUGGACAACAAGCAGUACAGGUCCACGCUGUGGGAGAAGUCUAAAAAGGGGGCGGAGCAGGCGGCGGCGCUGGUGUGUCUCCGUGUGCUGCGCCUCCCUGAGGGCCGGCGGGGGGAGGAGCAGCAGCAGGAGGAGAAGUCUGGUCUGGGGGGGAAGAGGAAGAGGGCUGUCGCCCCCCCGCUCCUCGCAGCAGCCCCCCCCCAGGAGGAGGAGCGGGAGGUCAACAAGAAGAUCCACCUGUCGGACCGGGAGGCAGAGACUGAGGUUACCAACGGCAACCACCACAAGACACACAUGCCCUAACAAGGGCUGUUCCCCACCUCCCUGAGUGUGGGGGUGGGGAGGGGGGUUACCAUGGGAAUGGCAGGAGUAUGAACCCACUGUCAACGCACAACUGCCAGUUGAAGUUGUGCGUUCAACGGCCUUCAUGGCGUUGUCGGAUGGAACUCGAGUGCCUCGCUCAAAAGCACCUGUUCACAGAUCAGUUGUUCCCUUUUUAUUUUUUUUUAUUUUGGUGACCUGUUGAGCCGCGGGUCCAGGUCGGGUCUGGUCUUGUCGGGUCCCGGGUCAGGUUCCUCUUUCUUUGUGUAAUGCGCCGCUCCGCCAGAGGAGGGCGGCAUCCGGUUACAACCUGGCUGUUCUGUUUGUUUCGUUAAACUUCCGUUAAAUUGUGAAAAAUAAAACUCGUUCAACACGUA
Molecule: messenger RNA, 2135 nt
Organism: Gadus macrocephalus (Pacific cod)
Lineage: Eukaryota; Metazoa; Chordata; Actinopteri; Gadiformes; Gadidae
Gene: dus2
Product: dihydrouridine synthase 2
Exons: 15
Coding region: 250-1740 (496 amino acids)
Biological process (GO): tRNA dihydrouridine synthesis
Cellular component (GO): cytoplasm
Molecular function (GO): flavin adenine dinucleotide binding; tRNA dihydrouridine synthase activity; tRNA binding
Source: RefSeq, a predicted model, not a curated record